Ochotona princeps (American pika) is the source of this 5467-nucleotide messenger RNA. RefSeq names its product EYA transcriptional coactivator and phosphatase 3 (gene EYA3). Gene Ontology annotation, cellular component: nucleus. The coding region runs from base 417 to 2138 and encodes 573 amino acids. Gene Ontology annotation, molecular function: protein tyrosine phosphatase activity. Lineage: Eukaryota; Metazoa; Chordata; Mammalia; Lagomorpha; Ochotonidae. Gene Ontology annotation, biological process: negative regulation of extrinsic apoptotic signaling pathway in absence of ligand; positive regulation of DNA repair; cell differentiation. The transcript has 18 exons. The record is from RefSeq and is a predicted model, not a curated record.
UUCCUCGUUUUAAACUUAGUAUGUGUUCCUUAAAUUCCUCCGGAGUUUUAAAAGUGUCGAUCGCAGGUGGGGUUGCGUUCAGUCAGGCUCAGUGUCGGGGUCUCAGGGUUUGUGAUGUGAAGUACAGGUUGAGACCCUCGUUGAUUUUUGGGAUGCAAAUGUUUGUGAUGUGGUCUAGCGUUAGAGGGCCAAGGUAUGCUGGGUGAUCCGUUUCUAUAAUCAUGAAUUAUGCCCCCAAAUUGAGUCCUUCCAGUGUGAAUGGCCCACAGCUUGUCACAUCUGCUUCUGUUCGGACUGUUACGGAAAAGUGUCCCUCAUGAUGACACAUCCCGGUAUAUGGCGUGGACCUCGACUCUGAAGGUUGCUGAGAGACUUGCAGUUCGUCACAUAGGCAUAAUAAAGAAGUACUGAUCCUCAUGGAAGAAGAGCAGGAUUUACCGGAACAGCCAGUGAAAAAAGCCAAGAUGCAGGAAUCGGGAGAGCAAACUUUAAAUCCAGUAAGCAACCCGGACACCAGUGAUCAGAAACCUGAAACGUCAAGCCUGGCAUCAGACCUCCCCAUGUCAGAGGAAAUUAUGACAUGCACCGAUUACAUCCCUCGCUCAUCCACUGAUUAUACCUCACAAAUGUAUUCUGCAAAACCUUAUGCACAUAUCCUCUCAGUUCCUGUUUCGGAAACUGCUUACCCUGGGCAGACUCAGUACCAGACACUGCAGCAGUCUCAACCCUAUGCUGUCUACCCUCAGGCAACACAAACAUACGGACUACCUCCUUUUGGUGCAUUGUGGCCAGGUAUGAAACCUGAAAGUGGUUUAAUUCAGACUCCAUCUCCAAGUCAACACAGUGUUCUUACCUGCACUACAGGGUUAACCACAAGCCAGCCAAGCCCAGCACAUUAUUCUUAUCCCAUUCAAGCUUCAAGCACAAAUGCCAGCCUGAUAUCCACUUCAUCUACAAUUGCCAAUAUUCCAGCAGCAGCAGUUGCUAGCAUCUCAAAUCAAGACUAUCCCACCUAUACUAUUCUUGGUCAAAAUCAGUACCAGGCCUGCUAUCCCAGCUCCAGUUUUGGAGUCACUGGCCAGACUAACAGUGACCCUGAAAGUACCACAUUAACAGCAGCCACGUACCAGACAGAGAAGCCUAGCGUCAUGGGACCCAGCCCUGGAGCACAGAGACUUCCCUCUGUAGAUCCCUCUACAAGCCCUUCUCUGUCCCAGACUACACCAAGUAAAGAUGUUGAUGAUCAGUCCAAGAAAAACAUGACUGGCAAGAACCGGGGCAAGAGGAAAGCUGAUGCAAGUUCUUCUCAGGACAGUGAAUUGGAACGGGUAUUUCUUUGGGACCUGGAUGAAACCAUCAUUAUCUUCCACUCCCUUCUGACUGGAUCCUAUGCUCAGAAAUAUGGAAAGGACCCUACUGUAGUGAUUGGCUCAGGUUUAACAAUGGAAGAAAUGAUUUUUGAAGUGGCUGAUACACAUCUAUUUUUCAAUGACUUAGAGGAGUGUGACCAAGUGCAUGUGGAAGAUGUGGCUUCCGAUGACAAUGGCCAAGACUUGAGCAACUACAGUUUCUCCACAGACGGCUUCAGUGGCUCGGGAGGUAGCAGUAGUCAUGGCUCCUCUGUCGGUGUCCAGGGAGGUGUGGACUGGAUGAGGAAACUGGCUUUCCGCUACCGCAAAGUGAGAGAGAUCUACGACAAGCAUAAAAGCAACGUGGGCGGGCUUCUCAGUCCCCAGAGAAAGGAGGCACUGCAGAGACUAAGAGCAGAAAUCGAAGUGCUAACAGAUUCCUGGUUAGGAACUGCAUUAAAGUCCUUACUGCUCAUUCAGUCAAGAAAGAAUUGUGUGAAUGUUCUGAUCACUACCACCCAGCUGGUUCCAGCACUGGCCAAGGUGCUCCUGUAUGGACUAGGAGAAAUAUUUCCUAUUGAAAACAUCUAUAGUGCUACCAAAAUUGGUAAGGAGAGCUGUUUUGAGAGAAUUGUGUCAAGGUUUGGAAAGAAAGUGACAUAUGUGGUGAUUGGAGAUGGCCGCGAUGAAGAAAUUGCAGCCAAACAGCACAACAUGCCUUUCUGGAGGAUCACGAACCACGGAGACCUUGUGUCCCUUCACCAGGCCCUGGAGCUGGACUUCCUCUAACAGGACGGAACAAAGUCUUGUGUGAGCUCCUUCUCAUCCCGAGGGAGCCAGAGACUGGAACCAGCUGGGAAAUCUCUGUCUUUGCUCCAUGGAAGCUGGUGAGAACACAAUCGGACUAAGAGCCGCAGGUGGGGCUGGGAGCCAGCCACUGCCCCGCGCUCAUCCUUGCCCAGACGCCCAAGACAGUUGGAUGGAGAGAACAGUUGACUUGCUGCAGCUCCUGUGCUUUUAAUUCUCCUGUUUUGUUUUGUUUUGUUUUGUUUCGAGAAAGCAAAGAAAAGGAAAAGAAAAUUCUUGGAGCAGAGUUGUACUUGGAGUUGUGAUCAGAUUGAGACUGCUGUGUGCUUGGGAAAGUUUGAGCGCAGCAGCCUCUGUACUGUCUCCUGCAGCCUGGAGACCCUCCGUAGCUGUAGCACAAACUUCCAGGACUGUGUGUUAUUUUUUAGGUAAGGGUCUCUGAAGCAGGCUUUCCCUCUUUCUUCUUCUAGCAAGAAAGGGGCGUGUAAAAUUUCCUUGAAAAUAGUUGUUGAAAUGUCUAAAUACCUCUGUGUGACAGUCACUCCCCUGAUGCUGCUCCAGGGGUCUGCUCCGUAGGAUGGCUUCUCCCGUUCUUCCAUCUCCUAACUCAGCCCGACUCCAGGAUGCUGGGCACUGGGAAUUCUGGAUUUGGCAUCCCUCAUCCUAAAAGCCUUAGUCCCUUCUCCAAUCCAGCUUCCCCUUUCACCAGAUGACACAAAGCUGGAAACUGCUUCUCUUAGUAGAUUUGAAGCCUUCAAUUUGAUUCGUAAUUCAGAGACCGUGUCCCAGCAGGCUUCACCUCUCAACUGGAAAGGGGAAACUAAGGCCUCUUCUGAGGCUCCCUAGACAUCGGCCACUUCACAGGACGACACUCUCCGCUCCUGCACAAAAGCAGCUUCUCCCUCGCCUGCUGCCCACGCAGCCGCUGGGCUCUGAGCCUUCCUCCUCUUCAGCUCCCUCUAGCUCCAUUCAGCCCUGGCCAAGCCCUGCACGUGGGUCCCAGGGCAUCACAUCGAGUCUUGAGAACAGUCCUGUCACUGCAUUGUGUCCCAAGCUGCCACGGUGUUUGGCUUCCUUUGAGGAAACCUGCAAGCCAUGUGCAGGGUCUGGGCUCAUGUGCACCCAUGCCUCUGCCUGUAACUGAAGAGCAGCCUGCUCUGCUUUUGUCUGCGACACCACACUUUGUGUGUCCACUCUAAAACAGGAAAUUAGAGGCCACACUGUCCUGAUUGAAAUGCUGGCUCUCUUUCUGCAUGACUGGAGGCUUAAUUCUAGACCAAAUACAGGAGCAUCUCAGCCCAACCCCAGGGUUGUUAGUAGGUGCCUCGGCACUGGCUCCCGCCUUCCAGCUGGCUGGGUUUGUUUGGAUGUGCCUUGCCUCCGAGGCCCAAGUAGGUACCUGCUCAGCCAGGAUAAAUUUCCAGGCACUGACAAAACUCAGACUGUCCACGCAGCACCAAGCAGGGUGACUGAGUCCCUCAGAAAGACACAAUGUUGGUCCUGCGGAGGGGUCAUCUUUGGCCAAUCCCAGCCAUGCAGGCUUUUCCCAGUUCCAUGUAUCAUUUCCCAGAUGUCACCAUACAGGGAGGCUGACUACCCGGGCAGGCAGAUAACAAUCAAGAAAGGCUAGUGUAUGUAUUCCUUCGGAGCUGUCUGCAGAGUGCUUCAUGUCUACCGGCUUUAGGAAGCAAGUUAUGUGAGAGUGCCAAAGCGAUUGCUCCAUCACUGAGCUGCUGCUUUGGCCUCAUUUCCAUGUGGGGUAGAAGACACAGACGGCGGAGGCAGGUCUUCCCCAGACCUGUCCUCAAGCGUGAGACCCUGGUACUAGUGCUCCAUGAUGACAAUCCCAAAAAACCCCCCUCUGUCCACUGGGGUAACCUGGUUGGUGGCUCUGGCCAAGAUCAUCCUGUCAGGGCCAUGCCUCCGGCCGGUGGGGCUGCAGAGCAGUACCCCUGUCACACACACAGACCCUUCCCACACCACAUCCUCUGGGAACUCUUCGUGCAUAGACUACAACUUGGUAUUUUUCCAGUGGGCCUUUUCCUCUUGCCUGACUAUCCAGCUUAGCUUUUUCCAAAGAGAACUUGAACUUGGCAAGGAGAGGCGAGGAGGCUUUCUGAGCAGAGCAGCCUCUGUUCUUUUCCAUUGCUGCCACCCUCCCUCAUCCAGAGGAGGACAAGGGGGCAGGAGCUCAUCUUUGCCAGAAUGAAGUCUCCAGCAAACGCUCCCCUGCUCACCGUGUCUGUCCCCUCCCCAGCAGAGAGAUCUUAGAGAGUAAGAGGGAGGCCAAGAGCCUUGGGUCUGCCUACCCGAGGGCAGGCCUGCUUCCUGCAGAGUCCCCAUGAAAUGAGCCACGCAGUAAGCCCUUCGGGCACCCUGAGCACCCAGAAAUGGGCACGUGGAUUUCUUGUGAGGACUGUGGCUAAUGGAGUGGCCAGGUGGGUCGUGGCUUUCAGAGGCGGCUUAACUUCUGAAUGUAAAACUGACUGUGCCUUAGCAUCGCUCUGUCCAGGGCCCUGGGGCCUGCUCCAGACCUAGAUGCCUGUUUGGGCUUUUGUGUGAUUUGGGGUAUUCCUGUCUUCUGCUCUGCAAGUUGGUGAGGGGCAAGGCAAGUGUCCCAAGACGUGCCACAGCUCGCUUGCUCGCAGUUCUUGCAAACUCAACUUCAAAGCUCCAAGUAGAAUCCGAUUGACAAACUCUAGCUGCAGCUUGCAGAACUCACAGCUGUUCACAGCCUUGAAUGGGUGUUGGUGUCACUGGACUCCAGGAGCAGGGCCAUGGUCCCCUCUUCCUGGGAGAGGGACAGUUUAGGCCCAAAGUGGUGAGCUUGCAGCCUCUUGCUCCUCCAUAAGGGGCCAUGAGGGCUGCCCCUCAGCAGGCUUCUGUGUGACCACUUCCUCGGUGAGCAUCCUUGUUCAUCUCAAAGUUAGGACCCCCUCCCCAGCCCUCACUUUGGAGAGGCAAUAGCUGAGCUCUGAGGUUCUAGAAUACCUGCAGCUACAGGAGGGAGAGCGGAGCUAUGACCAGUGGGCCAGCUGCCCCUCCUUCACCUCCAGUCACUCAGCUCCAGCCAGCCAGGCUCCUUGGUCCCUGAUGCGCUGACAGGAGCCACCUUCUUAAGGAUGAUUCCUCAAAGCUCGACGCCUCCAGACUUCAGGCACCUCUCUCGGCAGGAAAAGGCAUUGAGCGGGUUGGAUCUGUUUAUGUGGCUGCGGGCAUUCGUGGCUGUAGUAUCCUUGACCAUAAUGUUAUAUGUAACGGGAACUAUCUCAUAAACUUGAAAAAAAAAAUAAAGUUUUUAUUUUCUAUAC